AUGUCUGAUAUCACGUCCUUUCUCGCAGAAGAUGAUAAUGAUGAUGAUGAUGAAGAUGCUCUGAUGAUCAUGGCGAGGAUCCUUGGCUCUUUGCAAGUGGCACUCGACACUGAGACCGAGAAAGUGGCAGGUGCUGAAGCCAAGAAGGCGGAACUUGACCAGACGGUGAAGGCACAGAUUACACUGCAGUUUACGGAAACGGAUGCGGAGGUGUCCCUCCAAGCUGCGAAGGCCUACACGUCCGAGUGCGAGGCUAAACUCAAGACGGCCUCAGAGGCGGUGUGCACAAGCAAAGCUGCUCUGACUCAGCGGCUCAAGGAGCAGAAACAAGGCGACGAAGGCAUCGUGAAAGCACGCGCAGACAAGGAGCUUCUGGAAAGCACCAAGUCUGAGUGCUUCGAGAAGCUGAAGUCCGGCGGGGCAGUGGCCAAGGAGGCGAAGCAGCUGCUCAAGAAGAUUGAGCCUUUCAUCAAGCAGACCGGGUCGGACGCAUCGCUCAUCACAGCCGCGCCUGCGACGCUACUGAAGCCGCCCGAGGAACGUGGGAGCUUCGACCAGAUCGUCCUAGAUCAGCUCGAGGCGAACUUCACCGCCAAGCUGACAGAGUUCGAGACGCAGCUGGCAGAAGCAGCGCCUGCUGCGGAAGUGAGGGCGCAGGAGGUCCAGAAGGCGGAAUCCGAACACGAAGCGGCUGCAUUAAAGCAGAAAGAGGUGUCUGUGGAACUCUGUGCAGCCAAGGAGGCACAGAAGGAGGCAACUGCAGUGGUGGCAGCUGCAAAGAAGACAGUUGCGGACUACCAGCCUGAGUAUCAGGCAGCCACGGAAACCAGAGAUGCCAAGAAGGAAGAGCUGGAGACCUACGUGGACGGAAGCCUUGCCACCUUCAAGGAGCUGAAAGAGCGCAUCUCUGCAAAAAAGCGCCGCGAACUGGCUGCUGCUGCCAAGGCGAUGUGUAAGAAAUAUUGA
Symbiodinium sp. CCMP2592 is the source of this 966-nucleotide messenger RNA. Lineage: Eukaryota; Dinophyceae; Suessiales; Symbiodiniaceae. The record is from the annotation of a GenBank genome assembly.